This is a messenger RNA of Manacus vitellinus (golden-collared manakin), 1442 nucleotides long. RefSeq names its product dual specificity phosphatase 19 (gene DUSP19). The annotation marks the transcript as partial. The transcript has 3 exons. Gene Ontology annotation, cellular component: cytoplasm. NCBI's taxonomy places the organism in Eukaryota, Metazoa, Chordata, Aves, Passeriformes, Pipridae. Gene Ontology annotation, biological process: protein dephosphorylation; regulation of MAP kinase activity. The record is from RefSeq and is a predicted model, not a curated record. Gene Ontology annotation, molecular function: JUN kinase phosphatase activity.
GGUGAUAAGGCCUUCGGACAGUGGUGCUCCUGCAGGACAGGGAGUGCACCAGGCUGGGAUCUGGUGCUAUCUAAAUGUCACUUCACUGUAAGUUUAAAAACCCACCAAGUGGCUGUAGCCUGGACAAAGCAGAGAUGGCAGGAGGCCAGAGGUGGUCUCGCCUGCCAAGGGCAGGUUACUCACAUUCUAAAUGUGGCAUAUGGAGUCCAAAAUGCCUUCCUCGAUGAUUUUAUAUACAAGACCAUUUCUAUUCUGGACCUCCCAGAAACUGAUAUUACCUCCUACUUCCCUGAAUGUUUUGAGUUUAUUGAGAAAGCCAAGAUCCAGGGUGGCGUGGUACUGGUCCACUGCAAUGCAGGAGUCUCCCGUGCAGCGGCGGUAGUCAUUGGUUUUCUAAUGAAUUCGGAAAGACUGAGUUUUGCCAGAGCCUUUUCCUUGGUGAAAAAUGCGAGGCCUGCGGCUUGUCCAAAUCCUGGCUUCAUGGAGCAGCUUCACAAAUACCAAGAACAGAUUUUAAAAGAAAAUGGAAGCAUAAAUGAUCACGACUGAUCGAAAGGGAGAAGGGAAACAAUCUGUUUUGACUAUACAGGCACAGAUGUUGGAUGUCCUUUAAUCUGUCAUUUUGCAAUCCCCUUUUCCCUUGUGCAUUUUUGAGUCAUUACAUAUUUUUUCUUAUAUUCCCUUGACCCUUUCUUUCAGCAUGUCAUCUAUAGGCCAGAUGAUAUUCCACUGACUUCAGAGAAGUUUUGCCCAAGAACCAGCUCUUCCUAGAGUGCUAAUAGAAAGAUAAAGUUCAGUUUUCCUUGAAACAGUAGAAAACAACAGAAUGAUGGUGGGGUUUUUUAUGAUACAUCAGAAAAUGCAGGCAAUCGAGAAAGACAAUAAAAUAACUGAGAUAAGUUGCCCCGUUUACUUUCCAAAUGUAUGCAUUCUAUUCGGUUGUAAAAUCUAGAUAAUAAAAUGUUCAUAUAAUGAAGUACCUUCAUAUUGGAUUUUAAAUUUAUAUUGCAAGUAAAGAGGAUUUUAUUGAUUUCUGUGGGCUAGCCAGCCAUUAAAUUUUUUUGGAAAUUAAAACAGAUGGUCUUUUGAGGAUGCUCAAAAUGUGUAGGAUGCUUUCAUGCUUCAUGUCUUUCUACCGUUUCUCAUCAAGUAGGGAUUUGAAGUGCACUAACAUGAUGUUUCCAAAGUGCUGGAACCAGCAGAGGUUUUUUUUGUAAAUAAUUUCGAUGGAGAUAUGAAAAAUGUUGAUAACACCUAUCUGCUCACUGCUAUUGCCUUUUCUUCACAUUCAGUCCACAUUUGCUGUUCCCUCACUCCAUUCCACACCAUAUAUAAAGAAUGGACAUCAUAGGAUAGGUAACUUUAGCGCUCCUGAGACAUCUCAGGCUGGAAUUACUGUCUUAAGAUGGCAUGUUCAAUACACACGCAAAAUCUGUAAAAGA